UGCUUAGAACUUUUAUUUUGUCAACGUAUCAUACGCAUAGACUGUAUACGUCAUAGGUCUGCUGCUUCUAGCUUCGUUUUUACAACAACUGUGAGAACUAGCUAGACGUGUUAGCUAAGAUUUUCGGACACAUUUGAAGAUGGUUUGCGAGAAGUGCGAGAAGAAGCUGGGGCGAGUCAUCACUCCCGAUACCUGGAAAGAUGGGGCUAGAAACACAACAGAGAGCGGUGGUCGAAAGCUUAAUGAAAAUAAAAUGCUGACAUCAAAAAAAGCCAGGUUUGAUCCUUAUGGGAAAUCUGGAUUUGCCAUAUGCAGAAUAUGCAAAAGCUCUGUCCAUCAGUCUGGUUCACAUUACUGUCAGGGAUGUGCUUACAAAAAAGGAAUUUGUGCCAUGUGUGGAAAGAAGGUUAUUGACACCAAGAACUACAAACAGACCUCGGUUUGAUUUAUUAUUGGAUUAUAGAGAUCUGUCUUUAUCUGAGAAGUGGAUGUUUGUGGAUAUCUGUGUUGACUCUUCCACGUGUUGAGAAUGAUCACUUGAGUUAGGGCUGGACAAUAUAUCGAACGAUAUAUUGUCCAGCCCUAACUUGUUCACAAACGAGUUUAGUCUGCUGUGUUUUGUGGUGCAAAAGGAGUGCACUAGUUUAUGACUGUAUUUAUAUAAAAUGUCAGUGGUAUUUUUCUCUCACUAAACAACCUUAGAGCAAUAUAUUGGCUUGUACUGUUUGGACAAUGUAGAUGCCUUUGAGUACAUUUGCUGGGGAACAUGUUUUGAAAAUGUUCUUAUUUAUUCGCAACCUCUUUUUUUUUUUUUUAAGUAAAUAAUUUAUCAUUUUUUAAUACUACUGAACAUGACAAUGAUUAGGCCAUUUAAUUAAAAUAAAAUAAGUUCUCUUCAUGGCAAUUUAUUGCCCUUUUUUACUUAUUUAGCCAUUGGCUUUUACCAAAGUCUAGACUUUGACUUUUAAAUGUUACCUCUUCCCACAGUUAAAAAAAUAUGAAUAUAUCUAUCUCGUUUGAUGUGAAAUUUCCUCUACUAUUUUCAAGGCAUUGUCACUAUUAUAAAAUCUAAUGUAAAUAUGAAACAAAUAGACCAUGACAUACCAAUAUAAGACAGCUACAAGUUCAGUGUACAGUUAUGUUUAUAGUCUGUUUCCAUUUCAUAUUCUUCUGCCACUGGUUCUUUUUGUCAACACUGUUCCAGAAGUUUUCUUUUGGUGUUCAUUUGGAAUUUAAUUUCUCUUGGAUCCACAUAAUUGUAUAAUAGAGUUUGUAGAGAGUAACUGUUAUGGAUGCUCUUAUUACAGUAUGUAUGUAUUUUUUUGCCAUAUUUUAAGUUUGAGAAGUCACAACAUAGCAAUACUUAGAUUCUGUAUAAUAUAAUUUCCUUAAUAUCAAUUCAAUUAAGAAUUGUCCGGGACACCUAUUACAACGUGAAACUGUUUUUACAUCUGUAAAUAUUUCUUGACAAAUAAAAUUGAGACAACA
Messenger RNA from Cyprinus carpio (common carp), 1488 nucleotides. RefSeq names its product cysteine-rich PDZ-binding protein-like. Lineage: Eukaryota; Metazoa; Chordata; Actinopteri; Cypriniformes; Cyprinidae. The record is from RefSeq and is a predicted model, not a curated record. Gene Ontology annotation, cellular component: dendrite. Gene Ontology annotation, biological process: cytoplasmic microtubule organization. Gene Ontology annotation, molecular function: microtubule binding; PDZ domain binding.